UUGAUUUUUUUUUAUUCUGCUUCUUUAUUGAAGCUCUUGUUCUGAUCUGGUUGAAACUCUUGGCUUAAGUAAGUCAGGCAAUCGACAAACAUUGGUGCCCAUUAUGUGCCAGGCAUUGCUAUGUAGUACGUAAACGACCAUAAGGUCAACAAUGAUAUUGGGUCUUUUUUUUGGCAUAAAUAUAACAUUGUUGUUAACAUAGAAUACUUAAAUAUUCAAAAUAUAUAAAAUGUUAUGUUGAAUAUAUCUUAAAUAUUCUUAUUCUUAAAUAUUCAAAACAUAAAUGUAACAAACUAUUUGUAUUGUCAUAUAGUACGAUAUGUAAAACAACAUUUAUUAGAAAUACAUAUAUAACGUAGUUCUAUCUACAUCUAUCACUCUAUCACGCAUACCUAAUACAUCUAUCAAGCCCCAUACUUUUCCCCUUCUCUCUCAUCCCCAUACCCCAGAAUCCAAGUCACUGGCCAGUUAAGUUCCCUUAAGAGGACAUUUCUUCCAGGACUAUUUCCUCUUCCAGUUCAAGACUGGUAACUCAGAGGCGCACUCGCAGUGGACUCGGCUCCUCUACCCCGCCUCCAUCCGGCUCUUUUUCCCAGGAAACCCUACGGCUUCCCUUUGGGAACGUUCAUAGUUACUCUUUACUUCUGGGGUCAUCGGAGGCGGGCCCGUCGGAGCUCCAUUGGGUAACCCGACGCCGUUGCCAUGGAAAUGGUGCCAUGGAAAUGGUUCCCCGGAAGUGCUGGGGCCAGCCCAGGAGCAUUCUCUUUUUCCUGCAACUGGCUUGGCAGGCGGUGGUGGCGGCUAUAGCGGUGGCGGCGGAGGCGGCGGCGGCGGCGGCGGCGGGGGGGUGGGGGGAGGGGGGCAUGGCGGGCGUGAGGAGCUGGGACAUGUUGAGUCCGUGACUAGUUGUGUCUCCUAGUGGGGAGCCUGCUCUGCCCGGCUCCCAGAGGCCCCCCACCCGGCCGCUACUAUGUUACAGGAAGUCUCUGAGCUGGGCUCGGAAGCGGGAGAUGACAGUCUAUCUGCGAUUACCUACGAAUCAGACUUAGAGAUGAAAUCAAAAAAGAAAGCGUUUCACAAAUAUCCACCAAGAUCACCAAAGUCCCCCUAUCACACUAAGCCUAAACAGAUCACAUCUUGGAGAUAUUUAAAGGCAACAGGGACAAUGCCUCUCAGUGGCAGGAUGGCUUUAACCCCACAGAAACUAUGGCUUGGACCUUCAAAACAAGGUCAUAGUCCCGGUGCCCCUGUUUAUAGAGAGAAGGAAGAUAUGUAUGAUGAGAUUAUUGAAUUAAAGAAGUCAUUACACUCUCAAAAAGGUGAUGUGGAUUUUAUGAAAACAAAACUUCGACGAUUAGAAGAAGAAAAUAGCAGAAAGGAUCGGCAGAUUGAACACCUCCUGGAUCCUAAUCGAGGCUGUGAAUUUGCCCGGAGUAUGGUUGACAAAAGGCCUGGUACUGGCUGGGUCAUUAAUGGACUAAAACAGAGAAUUAUCAAGUUGGAACAGCAGUGCAAGGAGAAGGACAAUACUAUCACUAAACUUCAAACAGAUAUAAAGAUGACUAAUUUGGAAGAAAUGAGGAUCGCCAUGGAGACUUAUUAUGAAGAGAUCCAUCGUCUCCAGGUUCUUUUGGCAAAUACGGAAACUACAGGAAAGAAAUCCCCAUCUGAUAAAAAGUCAACUCAGAAAAGGCAGAAGAAAUUGAGUGCUACUGUCCUGCAUUUGUCCAGGAAUGUUCAAGAACUUCAGGAGGAGAACCAGAGUUUGAAGGAAGAUCUGGACCGAGUCCUAAGCAAUUCCCCUAUUUCUAAUAAAGCAAAAGGUUAUAGUGAAUGGAGUAAACAGAGACUAAUGAGGCGAAUCUCAGAGUUGGAAAAGAAAGUGGGUGAGCUUGAGAACACAGAAUCUCAGUCUCCAGAACAGGUCAGACUGGUUCCCCUGAUUCAGUCAGCAUCAAGCACCACACAGCAGGAAGCGCUGAGAUCCGAUCAUUCUGACGAGUGUGAACGACUUCGCGGGAUAGUGAGAAAGCUGAAGGGGGACCGGAACACUCUACAAGCUCAGCUGUCUGAUAAAGAUUUGGAAAUGAAGCAGUUACUACAGGCAAAAGCUGCUUUGGAGAAGGAGCUGAAAAAUGUGGAAGAUACAGAGAAAGACAGGAGGGAGAAAGAAGAUACCAUGAGAGAGGAAAUUCAAAGACUUUCCAAGAAGUUGCAAGAGACGGAAGUAGACCAGAGAAAAGUUGAAGAUGACCCCAUGGAGAUAACACAUGAGCCUAAAGAAGAUGCCCCUAUCUCCUCCAACAUUACCCAUGUCCAGACUCAACAAAGUUCUGUAUCGAGUUCAAAUAAUGUGUCCACUCAAUCUCCCAUUUUCCACACUGAUGCCAGAAACAGACAGCAGAGAAAAGAGAAAGCUGCCAGAAUUAUCCAAACCCAAUGGAAGAUAUUCAGGAGAAAGAAAAAAGAGGCUAAUCUGGAUGAGGCGGCUGCUGUACUGCAGGCAGUUUUCAGGGGACAUUUAGCACGGGAGAAGCUGUUUUCGAGCGAUACAUUUGGUUCAGAAUCUCCCAGCAUGCCCAGCUUUCCAAAUAAGAAAUCCGACAGAUCCCGCUGUCAUAGUUCCUCACAUUUGGUGGCUGAUAACAAGGAGGAAGAGGAGGCUAUUGCAGUCAUCCAGUCGAUUUUCAGGGCACACUCAACACGGAUGGGAUACCAUACAAGAAUGUCUGAUUCUUCCAUAAGUGAAAAGAAAUCCGGUUCAGCAUUGUGCAAGAAAUCAGCCUCUCUACUCUCUACGCCAUCUUCUCUUGGAAAAGAAGAUAGUGAUGUUAGUAGCGAAGACACUGUUGAAGAAUUACCUGCUGAUGAUGAGAGUAUGCAGCCAAAAGAGCCCCUGAUUUACCAACCCUGUCAUGCUGUUUCCUCCCACACCCGGUUGCAGUCCAUUGUUGCUUCACCAGUGGAUGAGGAAAGCUCCGACGAUUCCGAUGAUAUUGUCAUCUCUCCAUCUCUGACCAUGAAGAAAAAAAAAUCUCACCAUGUUUAGCUCCAGACUCUCAUAACCCCAUUCACUGUCCCACACUUGAAGCUGCUUUCAUUCUUGGAUGAGAUUAAGGCUGAAAGCAUUUAGGGCCACCUUGAGCUCUUAUUCUCUCAUGCUGGAAGAGCAGUUUGAUUGGUAGGGAAAUGACAUUUAUUUACUGUUCUUAGAGAUUUAUAAAAGGUGCUGAGCUAGCCACAAUGCAAAAUGACUUUUCCUCAUGAGUGGUAGAUAGUCAAAGAAAGCUUCAGAUAGAGUCCAGGGUAGUUUUUCCUUUAUUUUUGAAAGCAUCAUUAUCAGAAUUAUUAGCAGAUGAGAGCCAUAUUUUAAAGAAUGGAAGCCAAUUUUCAGUUUCCCAUAGAUUAACUCUUGUGGGCAUGAUAGCUCCCACAUUCCUGGGCAUGUCCACUCACCUGCUUUAGAACAGUACUGUACAGCACCACAACUCCUCAAAGCGUAGCUGAUGAUUAUGUCAUUGGGAAAAUACAAAUUUAAAAAUUUAUAAACUAAAGAAAUUACAUUAAAAUUACUUUUGAAAAUGUUUUAGAUUGACUUAGCAAGGUGGCCUUACAAAGCCCAGCUGCCAGUAUGACAAGCUAGGGAGGAAUUAACUCUGAGGAGAAGAAAAGUCACUGAUCACGAAGUAAAAAUGAAGUCCCCCCAUUCUGACAUAAAAAGAGCCCUUGAUUGUCAUCUGUGGUAGAGGCAUCAGUUGUUUUAUUCUUACUUUGUAAUAAAAACCACCCUUAAAUCUUGAGCAGUCUAUAACUAAAAGUAAGCUAAGUGCUGAAUUCCUCCAGAAUCCAGCUGCCCAAAAUGGAAGAAGCUGCCAUCCUUGGAAGGAGCAGCUGAAAACACUGGGGAUUAUAGCUAUCAGAAUAGCAUUUCAUCUGUGAGGAAUAUAUUUUCCCCCUAGAAAAUCACAGAUAAGUCCCUUCUUUAAAAAUACACACAGAUCUAUCUUCUAAUUAAAUAUGUUAGAAUUAGGAAGGAGAUGAAACUUCAGAACACCCCUUGGCCAGAAGACAUAUAAUGCCUUUUUAGAAAACAAGAUUCAGAUAUUGCAUUAAUGCCCAGCUUUCCUGUAUCUUGUGCUAGAGACUUCACUACAAGCCCCUGGUUCUGCAGUCGUUUCCUUGUGGCCUAAAGUAGUCAUUGGCAGCAGGGAAACAGAUGGGAGCUAUUGAUUUACAUAGUUCUUCUGUACAGUGACCAAAUCAACUGUCCCUAAGGCCUUAUCCCCUUAGAGAGUUCUGCUUCCAUCUCAUGUAAUAGGAUCAAAUCAACUGAGUAAAGUCUGGAUGCCAUAUUUGUACUCUCUUCUUCAGAUAUCCUUUAGGCUACCCCCAGCUCCUUUCUCCAGCUAGGCAGUUUUUACAGAACUGGUUGAAAAGUGAAAAAUUCAUUCAAACAGCCAAAUCUUUUUGCUUUGUUAUUAAUUGUCAUAGUGUCAAAUAAUUGUUCCUUGAAAAAGAGUUUUUGACUGAUGGUUUGACUAAGCUGAUGGGUGCUUUUGGCAUUUGGGAAAUUCAACCUCACACCUGUUCCUUUGUAGUCUUUCUCCUCCUUUCUUUCACCAGGCUCCACAGCUAAUCUUCUCAAUAAGGCAUAAGCACCAAGAAGAUUCAGUUAAAUAAGAAAUCCAGAUCUAGAAUAAUUGCUUAGCUGGUAUAGGCUCAAAAUUAAAAUUUUUACUACUCCCCCACUUAAAAAUAUAUACAUAUUCCAUUUCCUUCUGCAUCUGCUUUUUAACUUUUAGGAAUUAAUGAUCCAAGAAGUUAUUUGUAUCUUCAUGGGUUCAAAGUUUGGGAAGGGGCCCAUAGCCUUCCUUUUCUUGUUAGGAAAUUUGGCUUUGAGGCUGAAGCUUCUUAUCAAGAUAAGAUAUAUGGAGGGUAACAGGAUAACAAGCAACUGUCAGCCUAAACAAUGAUUACUGGGGCAAACAAACUCAACAUGCUUCUGACAAGUCAGAGAAGUUGGAUUCUUCUCCAGAAUGUCAAGAAAUGAGGCUGAGUUGAACAUGACCUUUAUAAUGUAUCUGGAGAUGUCUGUUGAAGGAAAAGAUUGGGGAAAGCUCAACCCUUUUUUUUUUGUAAUUUCUAAUAAUAUAGAGAGUUAUUUUUGUUAGUAGGCAUAAGUUUUUGAGUGGAAACCAGUAAGAAUUGUAAAUAUGAUGAUUCUUUCUGAAUGUUGUACUUCAAUACUGCAUUAAGGAUUUCGGAUUGUUUUUUUGGAGGAGAGGAGGUAAAUAUAUAAGUUUAGUCCUUCAGCUAUCUCAUCUCCAUCCAUGUCUACACAUCUUAGGGAUCAGGUACCCUCUGCAUUUCUGUCAGAGCAUGAAAAUGUCUUUUAGAAGAGAAGAGGAAUCUACUACUGCUACUACUAUACUACUGUUAGCACAACUACCACCACCACUCUGUGUUCAGGAUUUCACUUUAGGUAGCUCAUUCUCUUCCUGGAGAAAAGCAUAGGAUGUUGUCAGCUUCUGGUGUGUCUUACAAUUGCCACUCUAUGUAUGGUCCUUAAUGUUGUGUGCUACUUAAGAAUUAAAUUUGGCAGAAAGAAGCUGCUGCUAGCAGUGUUUGGAUGUAAGAAGAUGCAUCAAAUCCAAGUGUGACUUGUGGGUAUGAAGACAAAGGGAAGCUUCUCAGGCUGACAGGCCUAGCUGAAGAAAAUAGGCCUUUUCCUCCAGAUUGUGCAUUCUCCUUCAGUUGAAACAAUUUUCCUUAACAUUUUUCUGCCUACAAUGUGACUUCCUCCAUAAUCCAUUUGCAUUCUUUAACAUGGAGCUGUACCCUUAUUUGAGUUCCCUAGAAAAUUGUCCAUUUGUCUUAGCAGAAGACAGCUGCAUUUAUUGAAAAACCUUUAAUGAGUUCAGAAGAAAGCCAAAAGCCUAUAUGAGUGUUUCUGGUUCAAUCUCAAUGUGAAGAUUUAAGAAGUGAGACUUUUCAUUGUGUGUAGAAUAAACUAGGACCUUAAUCCUAAAGACCAUGUUUUCACAACGCAAAACCCCUACUAUAAUUGGAUAGUCUCCAUGGGUAAGCUCUGGCCCAAACCACCCAUUUAAACAUGGUGAGGCUCAUUCCUCUGAAGAAAGGACAACUUGUGUUUGCUACCUUCUACCUCCUCUUCAGAUAAAUAGAACAGCUUUUAGGUCCAUUUGCUUAGCAUCUUUCACUCUAACACCACUGCAUUUCCUUGAAAAUGUAAAAUAUAUAAGGAAAGAAAAAUUUCUGUUCCUAGCAUGUAGAAAGUUUAAUUUUGAAGGAAAAACCCUCAAUGUCAGGUAUCUUCUUUAAAUAGAAAUGAUGGUAAUCAUCCGUGAACAGAAAGCUUAAUUUUAGAUACAGAAUUUUUCAUCACUUUUCUCCCAAACAUUUUUAAAAAAUUAAUAUCAGCAACCACUGUUGGAGUGGUGCCUGAUAAAUUGAUGCUUCUAUUAAAUUUAAGAAACUGGCUCUUUUAUCUGUGGCUUAUCAUAGCUCAUACUAGCAUUCUCAGCCAAAGGAAACUGGAUGGCUGCUUCACAAUGAGGCUAUAUUUCCAUUUUAUCCCUUCAGUGGAAAUACUGUCUGAAUAGUUUCCAUAGACUGCUGCUGGGAACCCUUCAUUCCCACUACAGCCCAUUCUCUGGAACUGACCUUCCCCACAGGGUAGAUUACUCCCGCUGAGCAUUCACAUCCAUAAUUGUUCUCUUCUAUAGGAAUAGUGGGGGAAAUGCCUUGUCAGAAGCUGGGAACAGGUUGUUCCAUUAGCUUUUCUGAAGAUGCCCUUAGAGCAAUAUGGGAGUGAUUUCUAAUUAAUUUCAGUGGUGGUACAUCUAUAUGGAUCCCUUACUUCAGAUUCAUCCCCUGGGCUUGUGUAAUCUUGGAAAAGAAAAGUGUUGGAGGGCAGGAUUAUAGGAUAUGUGUCAUGUGCAGGUGUCAAAGCCAAAGUGGCAUAGUUUCACAGACUCUUCUGGAUAGGGAGAUGUUUAGAUGAUGCAAACUGUAAAAAGGGAACUCCAUUAUGGAAUUAAAACAAUAAUGAAAAGCUAUUGGCUACAUAUUAGAGUCUAUUACAAGGACAUUCAUUUUUUAAAACAACUAUAAAAUGUUUUAAAUGAAGUCAAAUCUAAGAUGCUGAAGGUGUUUGUGUUAUAGUGUCAGUCCUAGAAAAGAGGAAGCUAUAGCAGUAGAAGCUUGGCUGCUUCCUAUUGGGGAUUUGAAGGCAAAGGCCCACUUAGAGAUAGGUCAAACUAAUCAUCUAGAUAGGGCUCUUCUUUCAAUAAGAUAAUUUCAGUUGCAGUACAGAAAACUUCUCAGACCAGGUGGAGGAGGGGGGAAGAAGGUUAAAAUGUUAGGAACAUUAUUUUUCUUUAUUAUACUAUACCCAUUAAAGAAACACAGCCAAAAGAAAUUAAUGAUACUGAUUAAAAGAAUUUCAUUCAACCUGUACUCACCAUUACCCCACAAAAAGAAAAAUAGCAGAAAGAAAUGUAACCUUAGAUCUCCAAAUGGAUCAAAGGCCAUUAUUCUCUUCCUUUUUCUCAGCAACAAAACCAAUUGAAUUUCGGAAAAGGAUAGACCAACUUGGCUUGGAUCUAUCAAGAUGGGUCCAGCCAAGCCUUACUCCAAGGCUUGUUUUCAAGAAAUAAAUGUUCCCUACUGAAAAGACCAAUGACCUUGUAAAGUCUUCAAGGUACAAGUGAAAAUUAAACUCUAUUAUGAUUUGUCUAAUCUAGUUACAAAAGUUCCAUUUUCUUGUUAUGGGAGCACUGUGUACUCAACUGUUGCUCUUCCUCUGUAAACUACAGGAAUUUAUAGUAGACUUGGGGAAGCAAGAAUGUGAUGCAGCAUAUAUAAUUAUUUGGUGCCUUGGCCAGAUUCUAGACUUAGCAUUUCUUACAUCAUCCCAUCUUUAAGUGCCUCUGUCCUAAUAUGGUCUGCUAUUUUACCCAAUUCUAUGCCGAUCAUGGUUAAAUAAUAAUGUUUUUAGGUUGGAGAAAUUGGAAAGACUCUGAAAAGAAUGAAAUGUAAAUCUGUUAACUUGGAUUGCAAGGGAGAGCAUUGCUCUGUAUGUUAUCUUACAUUUUUUAUUUAGAACUGUUCCAUUCUUGAACAUAAUUUAUACAUGAAUCUCUUGGAAUGGAAAAGGUUUUUUUCUUUGCCUCAUCAUUAGCCUUUAUAAAUAAAAGUUGUUUUGCAGAGUAA
Molecule: messenger RNA, 8235 nt
Organism: Monodelphis domestica (gray short-tailed opossum)
Lineage: Eukaryota; Metazoa; Chordata; Mammalia; Didelphimorphia; Didelphidae
Gene: IQCE
Product: IQ motif containing E
Molecular function (GO): protein binding
Source: RefSeq, a predicted model, not a curated record